Cuculus canorus (common cuckoo) is the source of this 1968-nucleotide messenger RNA. RefSeq names its product adhesion G protein-coupled receptor G5 (gene ADGRG5). The transcript has 12 exons. Lineage: Eukaryota; Metazoa; Chordata; Aves; Cuculiformes; Cuculidae. The record is from RefSeq and is a predicted model, not a curated record. Gene Ontology annotation, molecular function: G protein-coupled receptor activity. The coding region runs from base 92 to 1582 and encodes 496 amino acids. Gene Ontology annotation, biological process: cell surface receptor signaling pathway; adenylate cyclase-activating G protein-coupled receptor signaling pathway. Gene Ontology annotation, cellular component: membrane.
GCCCCAGCUGCUCUGUAGGCAGAGCCGGAGUGGCUGACUCCACCGUGGUGCCGCUGACACCGAGAGCUGCUCCGUGCCCAAGGAGACGACCAUGGUGAUGACCAGCCCGCUGCUCAUUGCCCUCAUCCUCUGCCUCACUGCCUUCGUCCUGUGGGCUCAAGAGCUGGAGGAGAUGGAGAGCGAUGUGGAUACCCUGGACAAGGAGCUGCAGCAGGGCUGCAGCACAGCCAUCCACGCCAGGGACAGGUUAAAACAGUUGGAGGAGAACCUGGCCCGGCAGGAGAAACAGAACUUCACAGGCAGCAUGAUCGAGGCCUACGUGUUCAAGUUCAUGCCUGAACACUUCAGAGGGUUAAACCUCAGCAGCAGGAUGGAUAAGAAGACAGGUGGCAGGAGGUUCAGGCACACCAUGAAUUUCCCAGUGGAGCUUGUGGAGGGCAUCCAGGCAUGGCAGGUGGAGCAAGAGCUCGUCUGCAUCUACGUCCACAGCCCCUGCAUCUUCCAGGAUGCCCACAACAGCUCAGUGCUGAACAACGACAUCCUGGGAGCCUUCCUGCAGAGUGGGCCUGUGGCCGGGCUCAGCCGCCCUGUGGAGAUCAAGUUCUGGCAUGACAUGGAGCUGGAUGCCUCCAAUGCCACCUGUGUCUUCUGGCAGCCUGGAGAUGGCGCAAACAGCACAGGCAGCUGGAGCAGAGAGGGCUGCGAGACCACGCACGGGGAGGGCAUCAUUAUCUGCCACUGCAACCACCUCACCUACUUUGCCGUCCUGCUGAUCCCAGCAGGUGCCCUGAGCCCAGCCCAGCUGGCAUCACUCACCUACAUCAGCACCAUUGGCUGCUCCCUCUCAGCUGCCGCCAUCCUCUGCACCCUCGCUCUCUGCUGCUUCUUCAGGCGGUGGCUGAAGGACAACACGACCAGGAUCCACAUGCACCUCCUGGCCGCGCUGCUCCUGCUCAACUGCAGCUUCCUGCUGAGCACACCACUGGCCGCUGGCUCUGAGGGGCUCUGCCAGGUCGCCGCUGCCCUGCUACAUGCAGGUCUUCUCUGUGCCCUGGCAUGGAUGGCUGCUGAGGCCUUCCACCUCCUCCUCCUUCUCGUCAAGGUCUACAAUAUCUACAUCCAGCACUACCUUCUCAAGCUCUGCCUCUUCGCUUGGGGUCUGCCCAUGCUGGCCGUGGUGGCUAUUUUUGUCUUCAAGAGGGAUACAUAUGGGUACCACAACAUCAGCUCCUCUGAAGGCUACAGGAACAUGACUACGUUUCUUCAUCUGCCUCUGGUACAUCACCCUGCACCGCCAGAGCAAGCUGGGCUCUGUCACCAACACCUUCAGAUGAAGCGCCCUGAUGCCAGGGUGAAGGGCUGUGAGGGGAGCUUGGGGGCUGCUCCCUGCAGACCAGCGUGGUGGCAUCCUUUGGGCUCGACAGCCAGCGCUGCUGCGGAUUUCUUCAAGGGAAGUGUUUGGGCUGCAAAGUUGGAUUUCUGGGUGGUGGGAGCUGCCUGUUGCGGGGGGGCUGCAGCUUGGGGUCCCCCGGGUACUGUGCUCCCCUGGGGACCCUGGCUUUCACAGCCCCUCCAUUGGUAACCAAUGCUGACUUCUUCUGCUGAAGGCAGACACUUCUCUUUAGAGGCACCUUUUAACUGUCGAGGCGGGUGUCCCCCACCAGCGGAGGAGCUGGUCUCUGUCCCCUCUGCCCCACGGCAGCAGAGCCAGCAGCCACGCUCUGCCCUGUCAUUAGGGAAGGUCCCACUAGAUGGCACGAGGAUUUCAAAGAUGGUCCCAGCUCUGGACUGUGCACACGGCUGGACUGCUCAGCAGCCACAGCAGCCUCUGGUGGUGUCGGUUGCCUGUAACUAGUUCUGGUUAGCACUGCCAGUUAGCGGUGCCGAUCAGCAGUGUCAAUUCGCGGUACAGAGGAGCCCUUUGACAGCUGGGAGGGGACAGCAGGAACCAGCCAUAGCUCUGCCAGG